This is a messenger RNA of Linepithema humile (Argentine ant), 8219 nucleotides long. It is a transcript of the gene gogo, whose product is annotated as golden goal. The record is from RefSeq and is a predicted model, not a curated record. Gene Ontology annotation, cellular component: cell periphery. Lineage: Eukaryota; Metazoa; Arthropoda; Insecta; Hymenoptera; Formicidae.
CGUAAACAUUGUUCUCCCUCCGUAAGAAGAUAAUUUCACGUCCGUGGAGGGUUGACCCUCAGAGCGCGGGGAUGCGCGCGAGGGUAUUUGUACGGCGUGGAUAGGCGAGCCGACAAUUUUGUGUGGCGGCCUGGCUCUCGAUAUCGAUUCCAAGAGGCCGCCGCCGCCGCCGCCGGAGUAGUCGCGCACCCUCAUCGUCCUUCAGUCGGCAAAACGGCCGCUCGUCGACAUCGUUGUCGUUUACAUCGUUGUUAUUCGCCAACGUCAUCGUCGAUGCGCGUAGGAUCGAUGAGAAGCGAAAUCGAUCAAUCAAGUCAGAGUCGACGAUCGAGCUCAUCUACUGUGCAAUUAAUCACGCUGAAAAAGAUGCGGAUUGCAUCGGGAUAAAGACACUGCGUAUAUUAACAAUCAAACAGAAUAGAGGCACAGAAUUACUAUCCAACCCGGGGCACCGAAUCGGUUAGGCCCUGGCAAUUAUCAAUGAAGAGCCGGACAUGAAUUGGACAUCCGAAUGGUCAUUACUGGGAUUAUUAAUCAUCCUUCUCCUGAGAUGUGUUUCAGGUAUCACAAGAUCGAUGACAGAUGCGAAGGAGCCGAUACUAUUAAAAGUCGUCGCUCCCCGGUCUCACACAGCUUUGUCCGGCGAUGUGACUGUUUUUAUCCUGGACACAGGAGAAAUGGAAACUUCCACAGUAUCUACAAAUAUCGCGGCUACCAACGGUACAAACGGCAUAAAAAAAGAUGAAAAUAAGCAAAUCGAUUCGAAAAAGGACAAAGUUAACGUGGGUCACGAACCGCUUGUGCUUAGAGUACUAUACGUUGAUGGCCUCACGUCAGAAUUGAUUGGUGAUUUUCCUCUGGAUACCCUACCACAUAAGGGUGAGAAUAUUUCUGUGAUAAUACCUUGUGGUAUCUUCUCGCGCGGCGGAAUUUACACAUUACGACUUCAGUACAAGUUCUCAACGGUGGCUGCCAGACACAACACUGCCAUUGCUGGGCUGCCUGAAAUUGAGAUAAGCAGUGCCUUAGAUGUAAAGUGGCCAAUCCCUUCUCUGCUUCUGGAAUCCCAACAUUUCGGUACAUAUCCUAGUCAGCCGGUAGUAGCGAUCAUAAAGUACAAUGGAAUUUCGUGUGUACCUGCCAACGGCAUUCCGGUAGCGGCUUAUAUUUUGCAACUCAUAUAUUGCGGCACUACCGUGGCCGCCUGCGAUCCACAGAAUAACAAUCGCAUGCAAAUUCUCUAUUAUGAGGAAAUAAAUGGAUUUACUUCGCUAAAAGUCAUUAAACUCAAGUGUGAGUUUUUUGGACUUGCCGGAAAUUAUGCGCUUAGAUUAAGAGCUUCGAACAUCAAUCCUUCCGCGCCAACAAUUAGCGCGUAUAUCAAGGUGGAAUGGUCCGACGAGUUUAGCUUCAACAUUCAUGCGAGAUCAAUUUAUCCCUGCGAGGGAUCGGCAGGCAUACCGGUUCUCUUCCAAUAUCCCGCGUGUCGCCUUCAGGGCGAUCGCGUGCGCGUUUACGGUCGUCUACGAGCGGAUGUGAGCUCCCUGGCACCACCGUCCGCUUUACAUUACGUGGCGGAAUUGAAGGCGGCGCCGGGAAAGCACUCGCUAAACUUCGACUGUGAUAUUUUCACCGAGAAGUUCAUCGAGUACUGCUUCGUCUACGUGAGCCAAGCGAUCACCGGCGCGAUGGCGGAAGUAAAGCUCGCGUGCAUACCCACCUUCCCACUAUUAGAAAACGACUCAGCUGGUUGGGGUCCUUGGAGCGCAUGGAGUCCUUGCAGUAGCUCCUGCGUGGGUGGCACUCGCAAUCGAUAUCGAUUUUGCGACACACCACCUCCGAAGUAUGGAGCGAAAUUUUGUCAGGGAAAAGCAGUUGAGACGGAAUCGUGCGGCGGCAUCGGCAGGAUCGAUUUUCAUGAGACAUGGAAUUCUGAAGGCUGGGAGUGCCGACACGGAACGACAUUAGCAGCCACGAGACCGGAAGUCACGGCGCAAAUCGGCGUUCAAUGUCGGUGCGGUUGUAUCGUCAAUUUCCAGGAUAAAACUUUGAACAAAAUCCUGGCGGCGAACACCCAAGCUUGUCCUGGUCGUUCCUUUUGGUUGUUGCAGGCAAAGUCCAACUACGUGGUCCGAUUACACUUGGAUCAAACGCAAUUUCCUUGUCCUGGACAAUAUUUUCGUGCUCGUGACGGUGAUUCGCUGAGCGCGGAACUUUUAACGGACAUCGCAUUCGAUAAAAGUGCACCGGCAACAGGAACAAUAUUUUCCUCGGGUCAGAAUUUGUUAUUGGAGUUCUUCAGCGAUGAAUUGACCGCCUCAGGAAAUUCUUGCGUGGGCGGUUUUCUCGGACACGCGAGCAUGUUUCAGAAACUAUACGAAAAGAACAAGACAUCACUGUCGCUCUCAUCGAAAACAAAUUCCACUCUCACUGUUGAGCAAUGGAUCUUCUGGGGACCCGCGCAUUUGGCGACAGCAUCUCUUUUGAUACUCAUAUUCUUUAUAUCUAUUUUUCUAGCACUACAAUUUGCGCUUAAAUAUAGAAAGUAUCAUAUCGCCGAAGAUUUGGAUACUUUAAGCGAUCAUUCCGGAUGCAGCGAAACAAUGCACAUGGUGGGACGAGCAAAAUCGAUGUCUUCUACCACAUUAAUCUCAGAAGUUGUAUCCUUAGUGGGAUUGCCAAGAAAAUGUACACCAAGACUGUCAAAACGCAAGCUAGCUCCUUGUGCCAUAGAGGAUGGUUAUGAUAGUUCAGAAACUUUAGCGGAAUAUGAAGAUGAAACCAGUUUGAGUUCGACCACCUUGAAGUUCAAAGAUAAUGAGGAAAGCUCAGAGCGAAGCGUAAUACCGAAUAAAUUACAUACUGAUGAAACAUCAUCAACAGUAGCGGCUAUUAUGGCAGUUGGACAGCCGGAAGUAAAAUAUGCCCAACCAGUCAAAUUACGUACUCUGGGAUCUAAUAGCCCCGCAGCAGACAAGCUGACAUCGGACGAUAUCAGGUGUCAAAGUAUAGCGAGCAUUACUGACAGUCCGCAUAUUGCAAGACUUCAUCGCUAUACGUCCACUACUUUGCAGUCCAAGGAAUCAUCAAUGAGCAGCCCGUUAUCGAGUACCUCUACGUUGCGCAGCGGCAAGGAGACAAAGGAUCGUCGAAAUCGCGAGCGACUGCUCCAGGGGCCGGGCUCGGAGUUCAGCCUGACAAAUCCGGAAACGGAUAUGGAGAUGGACUAUUACGAUUACAACGUCGCGAACGCCGGCGCCGCGCCGGGCUCAUAUUUAGGUAUGGAUCCAGCUUUUCUCCUAUGGAUUCCUCCAUUGUCGAUGUCCGAGGAUUUUGAAAGUCCAUCUACGGAUCGCCCGGAUUGUUUUCAAGGCACGACGACGACAAGCCCAUUAUAUCGACUACCGGAGAGCACUGAGGGCGCGACCCUGACCCCGGCCGAGUAUCGACGAAUACGACAACAGCUUGCGUCUAGUGUCGAGGAGACUGGAUUGAGCUUCGAGCAGAAACACCAGGACUCGACGUCUUCGUCGUCGUCGAAGAACGACUCGUCGUCAGGUGGCAGUGGUAACACAUCCGAGGACAGCAUCAGCAGCGAGAGACCCGCCAGGUUGAACGAACGCCUGCUGCCUAUCCACCGGAUCCUGGAGGACUCCAGGACCCGCGUAAGCGAAGAGUCCUUAUGCGGUCAGCUCGCGGACGACAGGACAGCAUGCGUCAUUCCGAAUCGCCUUCACGCCGUUAAAUCUGAUUUUUUCCAAGAGCAGGAUAUCUCGAAGAGCAGUCGGCAGGGUGAUUAUGUAAAUCUUUCUGACAGCAUUCUGGUAAAGUCAGACGAUAAAUUGGAGAAAUCAAAGCAGAGCUCAAAGAGAUAUUCCGAAGAUGUAACCUUUCAUCAUGAGUCUUCAAACUCGCUUGUGAAUCAAAAGGCAAAGGAUAUUUCUCCGGAAGACAAGAAAAACCGCUCCCUCAAGAAUGAUAAUACGUCCAAGUUUCCUAGCAAGUCGACGAGCUCGAAGACUCAAGGAUACAAAGAUAUUGCGGAUGACAAGGAUAAGGAUCUUCAGGGUGUCAAGGAUAACUCCAAAUCCGACAUUCUUCUGACAAAUCUGAAUGUAACGGGCGGCCAAUGCAAAUAUCGAGAUUUCACGCAGUUUACACAGCCUCAUGAGACUAAACUGUCGGACUGCACCAAUAUUGCGAUGAUCGAGUUCUCAGGACCGCGAUUAAGCACGCCGGCGACAGCUCGGAGACUGACGACGGACAAUCUGAACAUUAGUCUGAAGAAGGAGAUUCAAAGUCCGGAUUAUGGGGUCGAGAGCGACAUAAAGGCGGAAUCGCGAGAGUCCUUCUACGAUCUGAUCCGCGAAAACGAGAACGGCAUCAAGUUUGCAGACGAUGAUGACGAAUAUAUUGAUAACAGAGCAAACUUUUGUCAUAAAGUUGAUGUGCCAUCCAUGUCAUUCGGGGGCGUCCGAUAUAUCAGCAGUGUCGAAUUUCACAAGCCAUCUGACAAUUAUUUUGUUACAUUGAAGAGAGGAUCAGUCGAAUCAAAGCUGUUAGCUCCUGCUUUUACUUUCGCCAAAAAUUCGGAUAUGGAUCUUGUGAAACGAGGUUGCAAACAUACGGAAAAUACAAUACAGCACCUUAAAACGUGUCUCUUCCGCAAUUAUGAUAACACUAUCCAUCCAAAUUAUCUCAAAGGAGUUACAAACGUCACACUAAAAUUGAUGCCGAAAGUGAUGGAAUUUGAGGAUACUAUACUAUCAUUACAUAGCUGGAUAUUACUUACUUGGAAAGAUCCACAUCUUACUUGGACAUCAAGAAAUUACGAUGGGAUCACUUUUAUUCAUGUAAAGAGCUGGGAAAUCUGGAUGCCCGAUGUGAGCGUUUCCAACUCUGGCGAUAUGUCGGGUGAUCAAUUUCAGCUACCUCAGAUGGACUGCUUACUUUUCAAUGAGGGUUCCAUUAGUUGCGUGCCGGCUGCGAAAUUUAUGUCCAAAUGUAACACCGAUUUUACUUAUUGGCCUUAUGAUAAGCACCACUGUCGGGUUACAUUGUCUUCAUGGUCGUACAAAGGAGAGGAAGUUGAUUUACACAUAGAUGGAGAAGGAAUUAAUAUGGGUGGUUUUUGGAAAAAUACGGUGUGGAAUUUCAAAUUUAUAAGCUCGGCGAAACAGAUUUACUUUGAUGAGUGCUGUCCGAACGCAACUUACCCGAAGAUCAAUUAUAACUUUCUAUUGACACGAUAUUAUGACAAACAGCAUAUAGCUUUCUCCAUACCAAUUAUCGUUUUAAUACUGAUUACUUUAACGGUGUUCGUGCUGGACGUAAAGUCAGUCGAACGUCUGACGUUGGCAAGCGUCAAUUUAAUUUGCCAUCUGCUCUGUAUGUUCUAUCUGCAUUGGCAAUUACCGUACAAUGGCACUAAUACUCCUAACAUCAUGCUAUUUUAUCAAGAAUCUCUAGCGUUGGCUAUUUUUGCGGUAAUCCUAACGACGUUAUUACGCAAACUGGAAAACAUGAGUACAGAGAUGCCAAAUUGGAUUUCAUCUUCAAUAACAUUAGUUUUAAACAACAAAGCAGGUCGUUUUUUGGUUCUGAAGGACGAAGACUCCAAGAUAACAGACGAAGAUACAGCGACUGAAGAAAAUUCGGAUGUUGCAAAGUCUCAAGUAAAAAUGAAGAGAUUAUCCUGGAAAUAUUUCGCCGUUAUCAUCGACUGGUUAUCCUUUUUCUCUGUGGUCCUCAUUUAUAUUAUCAUUUUGCUUAUUCUUUUAUCAUAUAUUAAUAUUUAUCUAGAUGCUAUUACUGUCACCGGAAAUUCGCAAGAUGAUGUUGUAACACGGGGAUGCAAAAAUUUAGAAGAUACGACGCCGCUGUUGCGCCUCAAGAGAUAUCUCUUUUGCGAUUAUGACAACACUAUCCGUCCAAAUCAAGCUAAAACGGUUACUAACAUCACUUUGAGGUUGAUGCCAAAGUUUAUGGAAUUCGUCGGGGACAACGGUAUACUGACACUCCACAGCUGGAUGUCAUUUUCUUGGACAGAUACACAUCUUACUUGGACACCGAGUGAUUAUGAUGGAGUCACUUAUAUUCACGUAAGAUCUUAUAAUCUCUGGGUGCCCGAUUUAUGCGUCUAUAAUUCUGGCGAUAUGUCAAAUGAUCAAUUUGAGAUGCCUGACACGGAGUGCUUGCUUUUCAAUACCGGUGCAGUUAAUUGCGUGCCAGUUAUAAAAUAUAUAUCCAAAUGCCACAUCGAUUAUACUUAUUGGCCUCAUGAUCAACAGAAAUGCCGCAUAGCUUUUGGCUCGUGGACGUACACCGGAGAAGAAAUCGAUUUUCACUUGGACGGAAACGGAGUUCGUAUGGAUAACUACGAAAAUAACUCAGUCUGGGAUUUUCAAUUUGUAGACGCGGUAAAAUUGGUCAAAAUAUACAAGUGCUGUCCAAAUGACACUUUUCCGAGAAUCGAUUACACGUUUUUGUUGACUCGACAUAAUGACAUAACUCACGCAUCUUACAUCACACCGGCCAUCACUUUAAUAUUGCUUACCCUAACGGUGCUCUGGUUGGAUUCAAGAUCGGUUGAACGAAUAGCUGUCGCAAGCGUGAAUUUUAUUUGUCAUCUACUCUGCAUUUUUGAUUUGCACUGGAACUUACCGUACAAUGGCAUUAAUACUCCUCACAUACUGGUGUUUUACCGUUAUUCUUCGGCGUUGGCUACCUUUGCAUUAAUUUUAACAACCUUAUUACGUAAACUGCAAGAUAUUAGCAAGGAGAUGCCAAAUUGGAUCUCGUCUACGAUGAUAGUCGUCUUAAACAACAAGGCUGGUCGCUUCUUAGUACUCAAUGACGAGGAGUCUAAGAUAGCGGCGACAAAGGAUUGCAAUGACGUUGAGAGUAAAUCGACGGUGUUGCAACUGAAAAGGCAUCUUCUUUGCGAAUAUGAUUCCGAAGUAAGACCGGUCCAGAACAACAAUAAUAUGACGCGUGUGACUUUUCGCUUGACGCCGCACUUCUAUGAUUAUCGUCAGGAAACUGAAAUUUUUGUUCUACAUGCCUGGAUAGGAAUGGCAUGGAGUGAUUCACAUUUGACAUGGAAUCCUGAGCAGUAUGAUAACAUCAAAUGGAUCCCAGUAUUAUCUUAUGAGAUUUGGACGCCGGAUAUUACACAACACAACGAAUGGAUUGACGAAAGUCCGGAGCAUUAUGGGCACUCAAAGUGCUGGGUCUGGAGAGAUGGGACAGUCCAAUAUUUAUCACCAGCAAAAUUUUCCACACAUUGCCUUCCAGAUUACACAUGGUGGCCGUACGACACCUUAAACUGCACCAUACAAUUCGGCUCGUGGUCACAUAUCGGUGAUGAGAUUGACCUCUUUUUCUAUCAGAAUAUGUCAUUACAAGCAAGUAUAGAAUCAAAACAUGUUGAGUGGGAUUUACUGAAAGUUGAUACAACGAAAUGGGAAGAUAGAUACAAAUUCAAUUCAGGUUCCAUUGCUAAAAUGCUUUCUUAUCACUUUAUCCUAAGAAGACAUACGGGUAUCAUACGCAUUGCCUAUGUAUCACCCACUAUAGUGCUAAUGGUGCUGACUCUGACAGUACUGUGGCUGGAACCGAAAUCUUUCGAGCGAAUGGUGACUGCAAAUCUGAACUUUAUUUGUCAUAUAUUAUGUAUACAAGACGUGCAUUGGGAAAUGCCGAAAAGCGGAUUUAAUCCACCCAAAUUACUCACCUUUUACGAGAGCUCUCUGGCAAUAGCGACUUUCACGCUCAUUCUUACUAGUAUCCUGCGACACCUACAGGAACUGACUACUGAACCGCCCGUGUGGAUUUCGUUCAUCACGACGUCUAUCUUGCGCAGCAGAAUCGGACAGAUUCUUCUAGUCAGUAUUCUUGAUCCGGCCGCAACAGCCAAAAUAGAAAUUAAUGCGGACGAUAAUACUGAUCUCGUGCAAUCGGAUAGUAAAAAAUCGCCAUGGAGAUAUGUUACAGUGCUUAUCGGGUGGUUAGCAUUUCUAGGCGUGUUUCUCACCUAUAUCAUUCUCUUAAGCACAUAUUUUCCUACGGAUUAUGCUGUAAAUCUUUAGUAUAUAAACUAGAUUUACUUGGAGUGUCAUUGUUUGUUAAAUAUAUGUACAAUAACGCAGUUAAACAAUAUGAUCAUUGUACAAUAAAAAAUAUAAAUUGUAAAAAGAUAUAAAAUUGGAUAUAUUGAA